This is a messenger RNA of Spodoptera exigua (beet armyworm), 603 nucleotides long. NCBI's taxonomy places the organism in Eukaryota, Metazoa, Arthropoda, Insecta, Lepidoptera, Noctuidae. The record is from the annotation of a GenBank genome assembly.
AUGACAAGCGGUCCGGUCCGGUCCGGUCCGCCUGAACGAGCAGCAGAUUGGAGCGGCCGGCUGUCGGGGCGGCGGCGCUCGUCGCAGCAGUCGCCCGCCGCGCUGCUCGCUAACUUCGACACCACGGUGCAGCAGAAUGCUUUACAAUCCAUAGUUAGGAAUGGCGGUAUUAGGUCGCGCGGCGUGCCGGGGUCUGGUCGCGGCGUGCCGGGGCCUGGUCGCGGCGCGCCCCACUAUUGCUCACCGAGUUAUAUUCCUGAGAAUUUAUCUGAGAAUAUACGCGCUCGCGUCACGCACGCCAAGAUGCUGUUCAAUGAGAGAACAUUCUCCUCAAAGUGUCUGUUGAUGCGGCUGUACUGGGCGCUGCAGUACGAGUCGGCAGGUUUACGGCACCGCCGACACUACCGAGUUAUUGCACACUUUACGAGUGGCGCACGAGGCUGCCGAGCCCUACAGAUCCGCGACUGGGUGUCUGUGGAGGUGGACAUGCUCCGCACGCAGUCAGUCGCCGUCGGCGAUGUGGACGAGAUCCUGCAGCAGCUCGACAAGCAGAAGGUCAGUGCCACCGUCACUGUGAUACUCUAUGCAGGGAACUACCUCUAG